AUGUCUAUAAUUCCGUACUAUUUUGAGCCUUUGGUUACCGAUGUUGAUAACUAUGAUUAUUUGGAAAACGAAGAAUCAGUAGUUAGUUACAACGAUAGAGCUAAAUUAGCUGUAACAGAUUGGUGCUCGUGUGGAAAAUGUGAAAAACAAAUAAAUGAUCGUGAAUGUGUUUGUUCUUUUGAACUUGCGAAUAUUUUUAAAAUGUGUACACACAAUGAGUGUAUAACAAAAAAUGCCUCAUUUUCAAAAAUUAUAUUAGAUGAAGACGUUUUGAAAAUUACCAGACAAUACAAGAUUUCAAAAACAAAGAAUAAAACAAAAAAAAGAAGUUUACAAUCAGCUACUAUGGAAAAUAAAGCAUGGCGAUAUAUUUGCUACAAACAGUUUACACUUUGGGUUAAUUCAUGGAUGACAAUUGGAAGAGGGAAUAGAGUUGUUAUUCCAUCAUGUGUGGUCACAAAAAUUCGUGAACGUUGUCCUGAAGAAAACGGAUUAUAUAUUGGUUUUCAAAACCCGUAA
Messenger RNA from Metopolophium dirhodum (rose-grain aphid), 519 nucleotides. RefSeq names its product P2X purinoceptor 7-like. The transcript is spliced from 2 exons. The record is from RefSeq and is a predicted model, not a curated record. The coding region runs from base 1 to 519 and encodes 172 amino acids. NCBI's taxonomy places the organism in Eukaryota, Metazoa, Arthropoda, Insecta, Hemiptera, Aphididae.